Molecule: messenger RNA, 2034 nt
Organism: Aspergillus saccharolyticus JOP 1030-1
Lineage: Eukaryota; Fungi; Ascomycota; Eurotiomycetes; Eurotiales; Aspergillaceae
Exons: 1
Coding region: 1-2034 (677 amino acids)
Source: RefSeq, a predicted model, not a curated record
AUGUCUUCAAGCACUGCGACCGCUUCACGCGCUUCAAGCACCUACAUGACUAUCUAUCAUCAGUACAAGAAGACAUUCGGAGUCGUGGUCACAUGGCUGGUAGUGGCCGACCGUGAUUGCAAGCGCUAUGCCGCGGGUGAUACGGAGCUUGGUAUGUGCCAACUUGUGGGCCUGGCUCGUAACAUUGUCGAGCGGAAGUAUGCCGACCGUGUACCUCUGGCUGCUCUUCAGAGCCUUCGGUGGCUCCUGGAAAUUCGCGCGGCCCGCGACAGGUUCUUCUCUCGCGAUGGCGACUCGGAAGUGAGCAGACGUCAUUGGGAGUGUUUCAGAAAUCUCGUAGCCAUCUACCAGACCCUCAAGCCGAUCAUUCCUGACAUUGAGUGGGAGGACUAUGGCAGUGUUGAGAUGGAGGAACGCAUCACGCGAAUCUAUGGUGAGGAUCUGGACGUCCCCGUAGAGUCUAUAGCAGGGUUACAGGUGAGAAUCCCAAUCAACGAGUAUCUGGACGCUCGAUUCACGGUGAUCCUCGUGCUGGAAGAUCUGUGGAGCAUCCGUGACCGGGUUGUGCGGGCCUGGACGGAGUAUCGGGACGGGGGUUUUGUUCAACUCGAGGCCCCUUCCCUCAUCACCGAUAGCGGGAUGGACAUUGCGCAGCAUCUGUUGCGGUAUGCACUCGGCCAUCUCGACGAGGCACAUCAGGUGUGGAACCCCGGUAACUCCGAUCUGAAUCUGAUCCUGGAUGAAAUUCUGAUUCGAGGUGACCAGGAUGCGCGCGGUUGGCACCACAUGCUGAAGGACUGGCAGUUUAUAAAUGUUGCCCUGCGAGAUCUGAUGACUCGAUGGGACUGGCGGGGCGAGGACGACACGCUGCUGCACCGGCUGCCUCCCGACCUGGAUUUCAGUGAACCGCCAGAGCAGAUGACCGAUACGGAUCGGUGCACGAUGGUGGCGUUGCUUCUGGAGGAGUUUAUACGUGAACGCAGCCUCUAUGACAGGAUGCACCCCACCGACAACCAUGGGGUCGUCGAUUCAUUGUCGUUUCUGUGGAAACGCGCGCUGGACGCCGGUUCAGUCAACUUGGAACUGAUUUUCGCCGCCUAUCUUUACGUGGAAGUUCGGCAGGUGAUGGGCAAGGAGGUGGGACAGGCGUUUGCACAGUACCAGAAGUGGGCCGACUCCGCGAUGAAGCAGAUUGAAUCACUGGUGAAGCUGGGCAAGCCCCCCGGUGAGUUGGAGGAUGUGCUGAUGGAGAUCAGGAAUGUGGUCUGGAAAGACAAUGUCAACAUCAAGCGGAUGUGGCUGGGUCUCCCCGCCCAACGACGCUUUGGCUUCUUUUCCUGCCAUCCGUAUAGUUGCGGGCAGAUCUAUUGGUACUAUCGGACGAAGUUGUAUCGAACCUUCCUGGAUCUGGCCACUGAUUCGUGCGCUUUACUGGGGAUGAUCCACCUCUACAACGCCGCGGCAUGCGAGAAUGCCCUACCCACGGGUUGGACCUGGCCGGAGUUGGAGCAGCUCAUUCGCCUUCACACCCCGAUGUUCAUGGGGGGUAAGCCUCCCACCGAGCGUUCAUCGUACGCCCCGUCGCUGACAUUCAGUUGCCAGGAGCGAGAACGACGCCGCCCCUGGGUUCCCCACGGUGAUGUUCCUAUCAUGACUGAGAUCUUUCGCAUGCUUGAUGAAGAAGGGGGGAACCCAGCUCGCAUCGAUCGUAUCAUUUCGGUGUCGCAAUCAGUCGCGGCCGGGCAGCGUGCGAUGAGAAGGUGGCCAAGCGUGGGAGUGGUCCUGUCGCAGUUGUUAGAUAAUCUCAACAGCGAGGUAUCCGUCCUCGACAUGCCCUGGUUCCAGUACCUGCACGAUUCCAUGAAGAUCUACAUGCAUCUCUACGAGCAGAUCAAGGACGUUCGCCGAUCCCCGGAAAUGACCGGAGAAGAACGCCCAGUUGGGGUCGCUUUUGCCGUUCUCAAGCACCGCCAUCAAGUCCGGUUGCUACGCAAGGCUGGUGUGAUCAUGAAGCAGGUUGUUGGGCCGAAUUAA